AUGUUCACGGUCCCAGCCCAUCUGCCUAGAGCACCAGCAACUCCGUCAGGGGUGACAGGGCAGCCGGAUCAGAGCAAGCCGGACCGGACACUCGACUUGCUCGCGCCGUUCUUGGACUCCUCUCCCGCUUCGGCGGGACCUUCCAGGUGGACCGCUGGCCAAGCUACGGGUGUAAGAGAAAAGCUGGAGCAGGCAGUCAAGGAGAAUAAGGCGAGAAGCCAUCAACUUCUGCUGGACAAUUUUAGCACCAUCUCGUCGCAUAUCCAGUUGGCGGAUGCGCUUCGAGAACAGCACGGUCGAAUCGCGAGUCGGCUGGCGUCACUAGAAGGCCAGAUUGACCCCUCAAAUCUCCAAACCUCAUUCCUCCCGCCGGUUAUAUCCCAGCUAAAUCGGCACUUCACAGCUACAAAUCGUCGGUCCCGCGCCGCCGCGCAUGUCAAAGCGCUGAAGGCGCUGCAGAAGCAGGCGGAGAGGGUGGAGGAGCUGGAAAAAGCUAUUUGGGGCGGGAAAGGCGCGGAGGGCUGGGUGGUGGCCGCUCUCAGUCAGGCGGAAGGCGGUCCGCGGGCAGAGGAUGAGGGGAUUGCAGGGACAAAAGUGUCCUCGGCUAUACAGACGAGAAUACAGCUCUUCCGCUCUAUGCUCCUCGAACAGCUCUCUGAUGCCUUCUCUAGUGCGGUAUCACUCACUGCGCCUAAGAGUGGGAAGGGGGAAACAACAUUGCGCGUGUCGACCGAGACGAAGCUCCAACAACCUCGAAACCGCAGUCAUCCAUCGCAAUCGUCCGAACCAUCCCCCGACUACCCGCUCGCCCACAUUUACACCACACUGUCCCAGCUCGGCACCCUCCCACCCCUGCUCGAGGCCCUGUCGAGCAGGAUCUUAAGAGAUCUGGUCCGACCACUUCUCGAGCAUGGAUCGAAAUACCGCUUGACCUCCGUCUCCCCGUCCGCGAGCUCAGCUGAGCUUCGCCUCUCGUCAUCACCCACCAUCACCACCCCCGCGGACAAGAUUAGCGGCAGCUCCUUCCUUCUCGAAUUCCUCUCGACCUCGCUCUUCCCCUCUUCCCCUUCCUCGGAACUACCCGAGCGUCACCCGUUCAUCUCCCGCCUAACACACCAAAUCCUCAAUGAUUUGCUGCAAACAGUGAUUAUACCGGCUAUGCCUGCCACAAUCGCCGGUAUAACGGAAUGGCUCAACCUGCUGACACAAGCGGCACAGCUCGAAUCGACACUCGCGGUCAUGCCGGACAAGGUUAUUCAGCCAUUCGUCGAGGAGCGGGCGGGGCAGGAAUGGGUGCACAGCCGAAGUAGAGCGGCUCUAGAGGAGGUAAAGCAGCUCGUGCUGGGUGGAUGGGGUGGAUGGGACGGGAUGGAGGCGAAGCGAGAGAGGGAGGUGUCCGUGCUGGUCGAAGAAAAGACGGAAGCGGUGGAGGUGGAUGGAGACGAGGACGGAUGGGGACUCGACUCGCCCAUCGCCAGUACGCACCCGGAUAUACCGGCCCUUCCUCGGAAAGAGGAGGGUACGGCGGCAGACCCAGUCGUCGUCGAUGCGGAGGAAGACGCGUGGGGCUUUGACGAUGACGACAAGCCCGAGGAUGCGCCUGUCAAAGCGAAGUCAGCGAUGUCGGUAUCGGUAGCAAAGGCGGAUGCGGACGAGCCAGACGGAUGGGAGUUUGAUCUGGACGCUUCGAAGCCCGCCGCUGCAGCUUCCGCUUCGGUCAAACCGGCAAAACCAGUCAGGGAGGCGAAGAAGUUGGGCAAGAAGGUCGCGCGGGCGAAGCAGGCAGAAGCGGAUGCUAUGGCCGACAGCGGAUUCGGCAAUGAGGAUGAGCAGAUGUCGAGUGGGAUGAGCGGGAUGUCGACCCCUGCUUCUUCGAGCGAAGCACGUUCGGGGCAGGAAGGAGAUGGCUGGGGAUGGGACGAGCCAGCCCAGCCGCCACCAGUCGCCCCACAAGGCUUGCAUCACGAGAAGAGCGCAGAGCUGGUGGUGGAGAAGCAGGCGGCGGCGAAGCGUAUGGUGACCCGCCAAGAGAGGCGGGUAGUGGAGGAGUCCUACCUCGUUUCCAAGGCUUGUGAGAAGCUGUUGGGGCUGGUCGGGCGAUGUUUGGCGGAAAGUCGGGAAUUGGAAUCAUCAUCUCUACCUGCAUCGUUCACCGCCCCCGCUCCGCAACUCGCCCGCGCUACCUCUACCCUGCUCGACACCUUCCGCGCCCUCAUCCCCCUCACAUCCACCCAAAUUGCCGAUGUCCCCACACUGUCGAUGCAGCUCGUCAACGACUUCAGCUAUAUCGCCUCCCGCUUGCCAUCUCUUGACCAAUCCAACCCCUCCUCGCCUGGAUCGACUACCUAUACCGCCAGCGGACAAGGAUACGACUGGGGCAUGGCGGACCAGCAACGCCGGCUGUCCGCUUUUGCCGAAAGUACCUACGAGUCUCAACUUCGCCGUCAGGUCGAUGGGCUCAUGGAGCUGCUUGAUGAGGCGCAGGGGUGGGACGGGACUGGGUUGGCGGCUGGGAGUAGGAGGUGCGAGGGCGCGAUCAGGGGGGUCAAGGAGAGAAUUGAUAGCCUGGGAAGGGUGUUGAAGCUCGUCAUGCCCGCGAGCGCAUACUACCCCACACUCGGCUACCUGAUCGACACCACGGUCAAGCGUAUAAGUGCCGAAGUGCUGGCCCUACCAGACAUCACCGAGGUGGAGUCUGAGAAGCUGGAUGAGCUCUUGAAGGUGCUGCAGCCUCUCGAGGAUAUAUUCGAGGGGGCCGAGCCGCCAACAAGUAUUGUCUCCCACGCCCCUCACUGGUUGAAAUACAACUACAUCUCGGAACUCCUCCACGCCAACCUCGUCGAUAUUACCUAUCUGUUCGAUACGGGCGCUCUGGUUGAUUUCACAACGGAGGAAUUGGUCGGCGUCAUAAAGGCACUCUUUGCGGACUCGGAGAAGCGUGAUGGGGCCAUCGAGCGGAUUGAGCGCGGGCGGGGAACCCAAGGGGAAGGGGCGGGUAAUCUUGGGAGAUGA
Molecule: messenger RNA, 3012 nt
Organism: Dioszegia hungarica
Lineage: Eukaryota; Fungi; Basidiomycota; Tremellomycetes; Tremellales; Bulleribasidiaceae
Exons: 9
Coding region: 1-3012 (1003 amino acids)
Biological process (GO): mitotic spindle assembly checkpoint signaling; endoplasmic reticulum to Golgi vesicle-mediated transport
Cellular component (GO): RZZ complex
Source: RefSeq, a predicted model, not a curated record